AUGGAGGCGGCGCGGUACGGCUUCGCGACGCCGGGCGGCUCCCCGUUGUACAAGUUCGACCCGACGGACGAGGACCUGGUCAUCCACUACCUCCUCCCGCGCGCCCUCGGCCUGCCCUUCCCCUACUCGCACGCCGUCAUCGACGCCGACCCGGGCGGGCUCCCGCCAUGGCAAGUCCUCGAGAGGCACGGCAUCGACAUGUUCUCGGGCGCCGCCGACCAGGCCUUCUUCUUCGGCCCGGCGCCGGACCCGGACCACAACGGGGGGCGCAUGGUGCGCAUCGUCGAGGGCGGCGGGUUCUGGCAGGGCCAGAAGGGCGAGGACGGCGUCGUCGUCUUCCUCCGCCCCGGCGACGGCGCCGAGCUCGAAGUGACCUUCAAUCGGUAUAAUCUGACGUUCUAUGAUGGGAAGAGCGAGAGGAGCACUGGGUUCGUGAUGCACGAGUUCGAGAUCGUGGAUCCGCCGCACCUAAACGCCAUGCUCACGCGCGUUAAGUUCGAUAAGGCCCGGGAGAGGAUGGCGGGGAAGCUCGCCCAGGAAGCUGCCGCGGCUGCCGAUGGCGGGGGAGAGGAAGGGGAUUACUGCGUGGAUCCGCUGGAGGCCGUCUUCCCCCGCCCCGGCGAGUUUGCCGGCGGCGGGUACACCCAGGCUGUGUUGGACAAUUUCUACGAGAAGAAGGAGUACGAGCAUUUUCUUUUGUUCCAGCAGUACGAGAUGGAGCAGCAGAGUUGGCAGGCCGGGGAUCCCAGCAAUGGCGGAGAGGGGUCCAGCGGCGGCGGCGGGGAAGAAGAGCAGCAGCAAGAAGCUGGCGGUGUGUUCUGUGGUGGUGGCUACGACGGCGGGAGCGAUCACGGCAGCGACGUGGGCACGGGCGGCUCGACCAUCUCGCACUGCGGCGACAGCGCCGGUGCCUGA
This is a messenger RNA of Brachypodium distachyon (stiff brome), 915 nucleotides long. RefSeq names its product NAC transcription factor NAM-B1. The transcript has a single exon. Gene Ontology annotation, biological process: regulation of DNA-templated transcription. The record is from RefSeq and is a predicted model, not a curated record. Gene Ontology annotation, molecular function: DNA binding. Lineage: Eukaryota; Viridiplantae; Streptophyta; Magnoliopsida; Poales; Poaceae. Bases 1 to 915 code for a protein of 304 amino acids.